AGGAAGAGAAGUUUGUGAGGAAACAAAUAAUGGCAGUGGAGAAAGAAAGAAAAGUGGAUCAUGUGAUUGUGAAGAAGAGGAACAUUGUAUUGGUUGGAAUUAGAAUUGAUGAGAGUGGCAAAGAGAUCUUGAAAUGGGCACUUGAAGAAGUUGCUCAACUUGGAGAUUGUGUUGUUGUUGUCCAUGUUUGUUUUACUUCUUUUCGUGCCUUGAAAAGCAAGUCAUCGCUAGAUCGGUACUUAGAACAUUACAGUGGAUUCUGCUCAACAAAUAAGAUUGAGCUCAAAGGAGAAGUUUUAAAAGGGAAUUCAGUUAUAGGAGUUUUAGUUAAAGAGGCAAAGAGAUACAACGCCAUGUCAGUUGUUGUUGGAGUUAAACAACAAAGAAAAUUAAGUCUUAAAAUAGCUAAAGGCUGCGCAAAGGAGCUUCCUUCAACAACCGAUGUUUUGGCCAUCCACAGAGGGAAUAUAGUCUUUAGACGUUCCAACCAUUACCACCUACCUCUUGCUCAAAAGAUGAGUUCAAGACUAAGUUCUGAACUUUCUAAUGGAUUUUCAGACGAAGAAAGAAAAUUGAAAUAUGAAGAAUCUACGGUUAAAAGCAUAGAGAUCGCGGGAGCAACGGGGGAAGAGAAGAGGAAGAUUUCAGGAAGAUCUCUAUCUCUUCCAUCAGUAGAGGUAAUAGACAAGAAACCGGGUUGGCCAUUGUUAAGAACAACCACUUUAGCUAGUCCAAUGGUUCACCAUCAUACUAGGAAAAUAUCAGUUGUUAAUUGGGUCAUGAGCUUGCCUGAACGGUUCCCGCAUCAUCCGAAUCCGACUUCUCAACCGAGCUUUUGCGAUAAACAACUUAGAGACAUACUAAAGGAAAUAAACAGAUGGUUCAGCUAUGAUGCUCUUAAGACAGCAACAUCAGAUUUCUCUUCAGAGAAUCUGAUCGGGAAAGGAGGAUGUAACGAAGUGUACAAAGGGUUUCUUGAAAAUGGUAAAGCUGUGGCGGUGAAGAUCUUGAAACCAUCUGUAAAAGAAGCAGUGAAGGAGUUUGUUCAUGAAGUGAGCAUAAUCUCUUCUUUGAGUCACCAAAACAUCUCUCCUUUGAUUGGUGUAUGCGUUCAUUACAACGAUCUUAUCUCUGUUUACAAUCUCUCAUCCCGAGGGAGUUUGGAGGAAACUCUUCAAUGUAAGCAUGUAUUGAGAUGGGAAGAGAGAUUCAAGAUAGCAAUUGGGUUAGGAGAAGCUCUUGAUUAUCUCCAUAACCAAUGUUCAAAUCCUGUGAUCCACAGAGAUGUCAAAUCUUCGAAUGUUCUUCUCUCGGACGAGUUCGAACCUCAGCUUUCAGAUUUCGGACUUUCGAUAUGGGGAUCGAAGUCUUGUCGAUAUACUAUACAAAGAGACGUGGUUGGAACGUUUGGAUACCUAGCUCCAGAGUACUUCAUGUAUGGAAAAGUCAGCGACAAAGUCGAUGUAUAUGCCUUUGGAGUAGUUUUGCUUGAACUCAUUUCAGGAAGAACUCCUAUUUCAUCUAAUAGCCCAAGAGGACAAGAGAGUUUGGUCAUGUGGGCAAAACCAAUGAUCGAAAAAGGCAAUGCAAAAGAGCUAUUGGAUCCGAAUAUCUCUGGGACUUUCGAUGAGGAUCAGUUUCAUAAGAUGGUUCUUGCUGCUUCACAUUGUCUCACAAGAGCAGCCACUCAUCGUCCCAAUAUCAGAGAGAUAUUGAAGCUGCUAAGAGGCGAAGAAGAAGUAGAGAAAUGGGUGAAGAUAGUAGAAGAAAACGAAGAUUGUUUGGACGACGAGGUUUACCCAAAUUCGAACACAGAACUACACUUGAGCCUAGCGAUGGUCGACGUGGAGGACAAUGACUCUGUGUCAAUCAGUAGCUUGGAGAGAAGUAACAACAGCAUUUUCUCUUCUUCAUCUUCCUCACAGGAGCUUCAGUCUUAAUUAGGGUUUGUGGUUAGUGUCUCCAGUUCACUUGAAGAUCACGUCAUCUCUCACAGUGCAUGUAAUCAAAUCACAAAAGAUAUCACUUAUCUGACUUGGCUUUUGCAACCACUGUCGGAAAAGUCUUUUUCCUCUUUCUUGUUUUUUUUUUGUAUAGAUAGAUAGAUGAGGAGAGGAGAUUAUAAAACUAAUGACUAAUUUUAAAAUUCAUAUAUGGUGAUAAACUGAUAAUUUUCAUGAA
Molecule: messenger RNA, 2181 nt
Organism: Capsella rubella
Lineage: Eukaryota; Viridiplantae; Streptophyta; Magnoliopsida; Brassicales; Brassicaceae
Product: cold-responsive protein kinase 1
Exons: 10
Coding region: 30-1940 (636 amino acids)
Biological process (GO): protein phosphorylation
Molecular function (GO): protein kinase activity; ATP binding
Source: RefSeq, a predicted model, not a curated record